AUGGAUAGCGCAGAAUUCCAUGCAGCAGUGUAUGAAACCGUUCGUCAAAUUCCAGCACAAAAAGUGACUAGUUACGGCCACAUCGCCAGGCUCCUUGGCAUGCCAAACCACUCACGACAUGUUGGACAAGCACUCAAAUUUCUGACUCCGGGAACGACACCACCGGUACCAUGGCAUCGCGUGAUAUCUUCUUCUGGUGCUAUUUCUUCCCGUGGUCCUGGAACAGAUGGCGCAAGGAGGCAGGGCGAUGCCUUAGAGGCUGAAGGUGUUGUUGUGACCGCAGGUCGUGGUGGGGAGUUGAAAGUCGAUUUGGGGAGUUAUGGUUGGUUCCCUGAUAGUGUCUAA
This is a messenger RNA of Mycena indigotica, 345 nucleotides long. Its product is annotated as MGMT family protein. The record is from RefSeq and is a predicted model, not a curated record. The transcript has 3 exons. The coding region runs from base 1 to 345 and encodes 114 amino acids. Lineage: Eukaryota; Fungi; Basidiomycota; Agaricomycetes; Agaricales; Mycenaceae. Gene Ontology annotation, biological process: DNA repair. Gene Ontology annotation, molecular function: catalytic activity.